Molecule: messenger RNA, 653 nt
Organism: Wyeomyia smithii (pitcher-plant mosquito)
Lineage: Eukaryota; Metazoa; Arthropoda; Insecta; Diptera; Culicidae
Product: NPC intracellular cholesterol transporter 2 homolog a-like
Exons: 2
Coding region: 35-523 (162 amino acids)
Biological process (GO): intracellular cholesterol transport
Source: RefSeq, a predicted model, not a curated record
UUUGCCUUCUCACCGACGACAUCGCAUCGCCAAAAUGUUCAAGAUUCUUCUGCUAGCGGCUCUCGUUCCAGCAGUUCUGCUGCAGAACGCCGACAAUAUUGACUACGAAGAUUGGGAUGUUGUGGCCGUUCGACCUUGCUCCGGUGCCCGGCCACUACCACCGAUUGUUCGCUUCCGUAACUGCCCCGAGGUUCCCUGCUUGCUACCCCGAGGCGACGAUGCCAAAGUGGCCUUAGACUUCACUGCAUUACAAGAUGCCACCACGCUGCGUAGUCAGGUGACAGCAACCGCACUCGGAAUCACCGCUCCCUACGAGCUGCCCGCGGAUCGUGCAGCUGCCUGCAACUGGCUCGUGCAAUCCCGCUGUCCAAUUACUGCCGGAGAAGAUCUGGUUCACCAUCUGAGCAUGCCAAUUACGGCCAUCUAUCCACUGGUCAGUGUUGCUAUUGAGAUGGACCUCGUCGAUGAGACCGGCCAGUCGCAUGCCUGCUACGUCCUUGAUGCCCGCGUUGUUGCCGCGUGAGAGGCCUCCUAACUUUUGGCAUGCUCUUUGGUUGAUCUGUUAAAAUGUUUUAAUGAACUGUGAAUAGCUAGUGUUAUUCGGUAAACGUAACCGUGACAAAUAAAGAAUAAGUUUAAAACAUAAUUUAAAA